Messenger RNA from Panicum virgatum (switchgrass), 1018 nucleotides. RefSeq names its product basic transcription factor 3-like. The transcript is spliced from 6 exons. Lineage: Eukaryota; Viridiplantae; Streptophyta; Magnoliopsida; Poales; Poaceae. The record is from RefSeq and is a predicted model, not a curated record. Bases 158 to 661 code for a protein of 167 amino acids. Gene Ontology annotation, cellular component: cytosol; nascent polypeptide-associated complex.
GCCAGGAUUGGCCGCCGGUUGUUAAUUAAAGCCCUAACGCGAAGCGAAGCCAAGUAGUGGUUGGCCUCCCGACUGAGUCCUAUCUGCAUCUGCUAUUCCUCCUCCUCCACGCCGUCCUCUCCGUCGCCGCCGCCGCCGCAGCCACCGCCUAGCCAAGAUGAAUGUGGAUAAGCUCAAGAAGAUGGCGGGCGCUGUGCGCACCGGAGGAAAGGGCAGCAUGCGCAGGAAGAAGAAGGCAGUUCACAAGACCACAACCACCGAUGACAAGAGGCUUCAAAGUACUUUAAAAAGAAUUGGAGUGAACACUAUUCCUGGUAUUGAGGAGGUCAACAUUUUCAAGGAUGAUGUUGUGAUCCAAUUUCAGAACCCUAAAGUGCAAGCAUCCAUUCCUGCAAAUACAUGGGUGGUCAGUGGAGUACCACAGACGAAAAGUCUGCAGGACCUGCUGCCAACUAUUAUCAACCAAUUGGGCCCUGAUAACCUGGACAACCUUCGGAGGCUUGCUGAGCAGUUCCAAAAGCAGGUACCUGGUGCUGAGACUGGUGCCGGUGCAGCUGCACAGGAUGAUGAUGAUGUCCCUGAGCUUGUCCCAGGAGAGACAUUUGAAGAGGCGGCUGAGGAGAAGAAGGAACCGGAGCCUGAAGAGAAGAAAGAAUCAUAAUUUUGUUACACAUCUCAUCCAUUGUUGUGAAGGGUAGUUGGUCCAGUGUUGCCAUCUACCAUCUAUCAUUCGUCUCCAUGUGCUCCAGUUUUCAGUUUUACAAGGAUUUGGUGGAAUCCCAGUCAAAUUGAGAGUUGCAACAAGUGUGUGUUUCACGUUUUCAAUUGAUUUUUUGUUUACGAGAAAUGUGUAGAGCUGUAAUCUAGUGGAGGCUUAAGCUUCUAAUGGUGGGUGGCGAUUAUGGAUGGGAGCUCUUAAGCACUUGAGUUUUUCAAAGUUCUCAAUGGCUGCCUGUUGUAAACAGAGCUCUUAAGCACUGAGUUUUUCAAGGUUCUCAAUGGUGCCUGUUGUAAGCAA